CAACCUCAGAGAACAGUUCUUCUUCCAUUUCCUCACCUUUAGAACAUCAUGAAGCUUCUCGAUCUCCUCUUUGUUGCUUUUGCACUUAGCGGUGUCUCUUCCGCUAUUCCUACGACUCAGGAGAAUACACUAGAACCUAUCACCGGAACUAUUAUUUCUACAGGUGUCACUGAGAAUGGUGAGCCCUACACUAUCACGGAAGACUUCGUUGAUUUGACCGAUGCGGAGUUGGCACUUUUCGAGAACUACCCUGGAAAUAGCACCUCUUCCCUCGACAAACGGGCAAACGGCACCAAUGGGAACUGCAACCAAUGGCAUAGCGGUAAAUAUUGCUACUGCGGCGGCGAAAUUUCGAACCGUGGGGAUUCCUACCAUGGUAGCCAGGAUUUCUGCAAGAAGAUUAAGUUUCAGAAAUUCCGGAACGGAUCACUCCACCAUGUCAAGUGGCUACCGACGGUCAAGAUCGAGUAUUGGGUUACGAACAGUUGUAACGAGGAUAGAUCUGUUGGAGACAACUGUGGGGAUAUCUUUCUUGCCCUCAUCGAUUGGUGCGAUUGGGGCUGGAUGACUACUAAGGGAGGACAUCACAAAUAUAACACCUGUCUUCAGUUCAGGUUCGACGUGAAUAGUCGUUAGAGUAGAGCCGGAGACGACUGAAGGAAAAGAG
Molecule: messenger RNA, 667 nt
Organism: Pseudogymnoascus verrucosus
Lineage: Eukaryota; Fungi; Ascomycota; Leotiomycetes; Thelebolales; Thelebolaceae
Exons: 2
Coding region: 49-636 (195 amino acids)
Source: RefSeq, a predicted model, not a curated record